This is a messenger RNA of Girardinichthys multiradiatus, 4674 nucleotides long. RefSeq names its product solute carrier family 26 member 2 (gene slc26a2). The record is from RefSeq and is a predicted model, not a curated record. Gene Ontology annotation, cellular component: membrane. Gene Ontology annotation, biological process: transmembrane transport. Gene Ontology annotation, molecular function: chloride transmembrane transporter activity; sulfate transmembrane transporter activity; oxalate transmembrane transporter activity. Lineage: Eukaryota; Metazoa; Chordata; Actinopteri; Cyprinodontiformes; Goodeidae. The transcript is spliced from 5 exons. Bases 152 to 2329 code for a protein of 725 amino acids.
CGGAAACACGUUCCCCGAAAACGUCAUGACGUACGUCUGAACGAUCGAGUGUAAAAUGAAUCUGAGGCAGAGUAAAACUCGACCGUCGGGAAGUAACAGAAGAAAAACUUCGUAACAGCGCUUCAUUUGGUGUCAGGAACUAAAACUCAACAUGCUGCCUAAGGAUGACUCCUGCACAGCUGUGGAGGACAGAGCCGAAGGUGACCCACAGCACCCACUGAUCCUGGAAAGAGUUGAGAAAAAACCAGAGAAGAAAUGGCAUACUGUUGUGUUAGAUCGGGUAAAGAAGCACCGCUCGUGCACCCCGGAGAAGGUGAAAUCCAAAAUACUGGGCUUUGUCCCAAUUCUGAAGUGGCUGCCCCACUACAAGCUCAGGGACUGGAUUUUGGGCGAUCUCAUGUCAGGAAUAAUAGUCGGGAUUCUGCUGGUUCCUCAGUCCAUAGCCUACUCUUUACUGGCUAGUCAAGACCCUAUAUAUGGUAUAUACACUUCUUUCUUCUCAUCUGUCAUUUAUGCGAUCCUGGGCUCCUCCAGACACAUCUCAGUGGGGAUAUUUGGGGUCCUCUGCCUGCUUGUGGGUCAGGUUGUGGAUAGAGAGUUGGCCCUUGCAGGAUACCUUCCAGAAAGCAGCAUUGGCAUUAACAACAGUGAUACCUUGUUGGCUGGCAAGGGGAACGGCAGUAAUGUAGAGUGUGAUAGGAGCUGCUAUGCAAUAACAGUAGGAGCAACAGUCAGCUUCACUGCUGGCAUUUACCAGGUGCUGAUGGGCCUUUUGCAGGUAGGCUUUGUCUCCGUCUACCUUUCAGACUCCCUCCUCAGUGGCUUUGCAACAGGGGCCUCCCUGACCAUCCUCACUUCCCAGAUCAAGUACCUUCUGGGCCUGAAAAUCCCCCGGCCUCAGGGCUGGUUCACUAUGUUCAAGACUUGGUAUGGUGUGUUCACCAACCUAGCAACAACAAACAUCUGUGACCUAAUCACCAGCUUGGUUUGUUUGGCAGUCCUGAUUCCAGCAAAGGAGCUGAAUGGUCUCUUCAAAUCCAAACUAAAGGCUCCGAUACCUUUUGAGCUCUUUGUGAUUAUAAUUGCAACUUUUGCCUCUCACUUUGGCCACUUCAGCAGCGAAUAUGGUUCAGGAGUGGCUGGAGACAUACCUACAGGCUUCCUCCCUCCUCAGCUGCCAGCGUGGAAACUGAUUCCUAAUGUGGCAAUGGAUGCCUUUUCCAUCGCCAUUGUGGGAUUUGCUAUCACCGUCUCGUUAUCUGAGAUGUUCGCCAAGAAACAUGGCUACACUGUGGACGCCAACCAGGAAAUGUACGCCAUUGGCUUCUGCAACAUCCUGCCUUCUUUCUUCCGCUGCUUCACGACAAGCGCUGCUUUAACAAAAACCCUCGUCAAAGAGUCCACGGGGUGUCAAACCCAGAUGUCGGGGCUGAUCACUGCUGUUAUUCUGCUGUUGGUGCUUCUGGUUAUUGCUCCACUCUUCUAUUCCCUCCAGAAAUGUGUUUUAGCGGUUAUCAUCGUGGUGAACCUACGUGGUGCUUUAGGAAAGUUCAGAGACAUUCCCCAGAUGUGGCGCGUCAACAGGAUUGAUGCCUCGAUCUGGCUGAUCACCAUGGCAACGUCAGCGCUGGUCAACACAGAGCUCGGCCUCCUGGUUGGAGUGUUGGCGUCGGCCUUUUUCGUCCUUGGCCGAACCCAGCAGGCACAGGUCACGGAGCUGGGCCGCACUGCCACCAGGGAGCACUACGAGAAUGUGUCAUCCUACCGCGGCCUUCAGACACAUUCUGGAGUGGCUGUUUUCAGAUAUGGGGCACCCAUCUACUAUGCCAAUCAGAGCUUGUUCAAAAAAUCUCUUUACAAAUGUGCAGAUCUUAACCCUGUGAAGGAGAAAGCACUGCGUUUAAAAUUCAAGAAGAACAAAGAGCAGCAGGAUGAGACCGGAAAGAUACCAAAAGUGAAAUCUGAAGAUAAUCUAAGCAAGGAGAAUGAGGUGGAAGCUUCUGCGUCCAUAACUAUGAUGCUGGAUGAAAAGUCUUUCAUAAACAUACGCAGCUUAGUAAUCGACUGCAGCGGCAUCGUGUUUUUGGACACAGCAGGAAUAAAUGCUCUGAAAGAGGUCCGGAAAGAUUACAGAGAACUUGGAGUUGAAGUUGUCUUAGCCCAGUGUAAUACCUCAGUGCUGGACUCUCUGGAACGAGGGGGUUACUACGACAGCAAAAAGGACGGUGAGGUGGGAAAAAACAACAUGACAUUUUUUACCAUUGCAGAUGCCGUCAGCUACGCCCAAAGCAUAAAUGUGCCUAAUGGAGAUUAUGACCAGAAAUCCUGAAACUGAAACAAUCCAACCAAAGGUCUGUGUUUACAUGUAUUUAAUGUACAUCUAGCAAACAAAACGGCAGCUCAUUGAUGCCAGCAUGCCUUGCAAUUCUGCUGCGACUGAUGAAGUCCUGUUCCUGGUGUAGAUCAAAAAUAUGAAUUGCAGUUUCAGAGGAUUAAAUUAUUCUUACAGAAGAUUAACAUUAACCAUUAAACUCAAAUGAGUUGUUUAGAUUUUCCUCCAGGGGUUUGGAAAUGUCAUGAAUAUUUUUAAAGGCAAAAUGAUUCUAUAUUUUUAUUCAGUGAGGUCCUUCUUCAAAAACUAGCUUUGUUUUUUUCACACGAAAUUGUUUCUAAUUUUUGUUUGAGAAGAGCUCCUAAAUGUGAUAGCUGUGACAUUUUGUUUGUUUUUAAGUUUACAGGCAAAACAAAGACAAUAAAACAACCAGAGGAAGAUGACCUUCAGUACAAAAAACAUCAACAAUGCAGUCCUCUUCAUAGAAGAAAACAUGUUUCAUGUAAGAGCCCACAUCAUUCCAGUCAAACUGGCUAGGGCCUUUUAUAAUAAGUAGAGUAUGCUGACAGGAAGUGUCUGCUUCUGUCUAUGGAGUAACAAAGUAACUGUAAAUGAUCCUAAAUAAUCAAGCAACGUGUUCAGACAAUCAAACAUUUAAGCGUGAGUUUGAGGUUAAUGAUAAAGGUUUGGUUUACAUUAGAACAACAGCAGGGCCUUAGGUAAUUUUGUACCACUUAUACUGUACAGUUCUAUGUAUGUACAUUAAGGAUGUGUGAUUUGGACUUUGAACUCUCUUGAUAUUCUACAGCAUUUAAAAACCAAAAUAUUGCUUUAAAAUGAAAACACCAGUUUUUAAAAUAGGUUAGUUCUGUUCACCAUUUACAUUGAGUAGAGUAAAUCUAUUACUAAAUGGCACACUGGUUAAAUUUGAUCAUAUUUUAAAAUGUUUUUAUAUUGAUCAAUGUCUCAAUGAAAUCAGGAGAGGAAAAAUAGUGACAGUAACAAUCCCAACCAGUUUUUGAGGUUUGCUAAUAUCAGUUAAGAUUUAUCAUAAUUAUUAGAACCAUAAUUAUUGAUCUCUAGUUUACCUUCUUUAUCUGUGACUGUUUUCUAAACCCCUUUUGUGAUAUAUAUAUAUAUAUAUAUAUAUAUAUAUAUAUAUAUAUAUAAUAUGUGUGUGUAUAUGGUUACUGUUAGCGUCACUGUUUUAUUACUGUGUUAUGUUUGGCAUCAAUCUCACUGCGUAACAGGGUGACGUCGCUGUCUUUUACUGUAACAUUUUAAAUUUGCAACUGAAGGUUAUUUGCAAUAAGGUUAAUGCCAAGUCAGAUUUAUACACCCUCCUAAUCAAUCCUGUAUUAGCUCCCAGUGUUUGAUAAUGGGUUGGGUUUAAGACUGUAGUAGGGUGUACAUAUUUAUUCAGUCAACAAGGUGAAGGCAAAGCCAGAACAUUACUGUAUAAAUAAAUAACUUGGGUUUUCUUAUGAAGCGCUGUAGCUCAGAAAAUGGUUAGAAAGUGGAAGAAAUAUGACCUCAUGUUUGUUCUCAUCCAGAAAAAAAUAAGGACAACUGAGUGAUGUUUUAAAUGCAGAUUAAAAAAAAACAUGUCUUAUUCAUGUUUAUGUGUUAAUGCACAAAACUGUUGCCGUGUCUGUUACCAGACAUGCAUUAACUUUGUAUUUGUAGCACUUAUAACCUUGUCUCUGUAAUACCUGUAUGCAUGUUUUUUUUGUGGGAAUGUUCACGUUACAUUGGGUGGGGUGUCACUUUUGGUGUAAAAGUUCUUGAUCAUGCGGUUUAGCUUGUUUUGCUCUGAUGAUCAGUUAUAGAACAAGACGAGUAAGAAUAUUAUUUGUUGAGUUGUCAUGGUGAGAGGUUGUCAUUGCAUUCCUGCUUAUUAACAAAGGGCAUGCAUGAGGUCAUGCAGGAAUGUUUUGUAAAUUUAAAAUGGUCAAAGAUGUACAAGACUGUUAUUUUUCCAUGCAACAAAUUCCAUUAUAUAUGGUAGAAACAUAUUUAAUCAUUUAAUUUUUAUGCAAUUCAAAGCCUUUUCUUAUUAUUUUUUACAACUUUAUUACUAUAAACAAACCUAAAAGGUUUAAUAUAAGCUCGAAUAUGUCUGGAUGUAGUUUGGAGGUUUUUAUGUAGUUAAAUGCUGAAACCAGAAGAAGAGUAUAAUUAUUUGUGAUUGUUUUAAGGCUCAGGUUUAUUUUUAUUGCUGUUUUUUUAUUUCUCAGCUUAAACAAGAGCCAGAGGAAAAUCUAUAAGGACCAUUUAUGAGUGUCUUAUAACAAAAUUGGGUUGUGAUAUUUUAAUAAAUAAAAGCAUAAUUCCACAAUGUC